AUGAACCUGGAUGCUUUAUUCCAGCAAAUACAGGCCACAGAGAAGCAGGCAAGGGAGAAGAGGCGCCUCAUCCAACAAGCUAAAUUUGACAUAAAUAGAAGUUAUGAAAAAAUUAACCAAAUAAAAGAAGAGCUGAGCACUGCAAAAAUUAAAUUAGAAUCUAAGGUUCAGCAUCUGUCUGAAAAACAGUUCUACUUAGAAAUUCUGAAGAAACAUGAAGACAGCUUAGAAAAACAGAAAGCUGAACUUCUUAAUCAAAAAAGCAGUCUUCUUAAAGUCUUUACAGAUGCAAAGAGAAAAAUGACUGAAGAGGAAGAUAAUUUUACUAGAGAAGUAACAGAGUUUAACAAUGAGUAUGGACUAACAAGUAAUAGAGAUCUUCUGAUUAAAAAAAAAGUCAAGACUGAAAUAAAUGAUUUAGAGAAUGAGGCAGCUCAGUUGAAAAAUGAAAUGGAGUCAAUGGAACAUAAAAAUGUUCAGUUAAAUGCACUCCAGCUGCAGAAGAAUGAACUAAAGCAGGAUUUAUUUACUCUCCAAAGCAAACUCAAAGACCUUGAGGAAUUAAUCAGGGAAGCUGAAAGAAUGACGAAAGAUUUAGAAGCAGAAAAAGUCCAAGUCACUGAAAAAUGUCAGACUGAUCCUGAAUGUUUAAGGCUUAAGAAAGAAUUGGAAAAUUGCAAAGAUGAUGAUUGGGAGAGUAUCUGUGAGACUCUUCGAACAGAAAUUGAAAUUCUGCAAAUGAAUCUAUCAAAAAAAGAGUCUUCAGACAAGUGA
This is a messenger RNA of Egretta garzetta (little egret), 774 nucleotides long. RefSeq names its product coiled-coil domain containing 172 (gene CCDC172). The transcript is spliced from 8 exons. The record is from RefSeq and is a predicted model, not a curated record. Bases 1 to 774 code for a protein of 257 amino acids. NCBI's taxonomy places the organism in Eukaryota, Metazoa, Chordata, Aves, Pelecaniformes, Ardeidae. Gene Ontology annotation, cellular component: cytoplasm.